AUGGGCAACUGCGACAGUCAGGUCGCUGAACAGCUCAAGAAGAACCGCAUGAUCAAUGCCGAGAUCAUGAUGGCCAAGAAGGAGGACGAGAACGUUGUCAAGCUCCUGCUUCUCGGUGACUUUAUCUCUUCCUCAUGAAAACUAUCGAGUAUAGACACUUCUCUCGAGUUUCGUUUGAUAUUCUCAGAAUCAGUAGCCGACCACCAGUCGAAAAGAAUGUCUCAGAGAUUUUUCAGAGAAUUUCCUUUUCAAAACGUUUUUUUACAUUUCCAAUGAACGUGAUUCGGUUUUUACAUGAUUAUUGACGAUUUCAGGGGCUGGCGAAAGUGGAAAAAGUACAAUAUUAAAACAAAUGAAGUAAGUUUUUUUUUUCAAUGUUAGAGAGAAAAAUUAUUUUCAAUCAAAUUGAGCAGACGCCUUCGAAAUAUGUAGCGGAAAUUCUGAUCCUCCGUUUCAAAGUUUUUUUUCUAUAAAGUUGACAUUUUUUACUGUGUAGGUUCAGUGACGUGGGGAUGAACUUCGAAUUCAAACACUUGAAAAAACUACAUCAGGACAAUUUUUCGUUCAUUCAAUAUUCAAUGAACUUUGAAAGAAAUCUUUCUACACUUACAGUUUACUGAAUAGUAAACUUUGAACGUCGAAAUUUUCAUCAAACUUCAGACUCACCAAAAGUUUUUCAACAAUUUUGAUUUUGCAGAAUGACUCGGAAUUUCCGGAAAAGUUAAAUGUAAAAUUAUCUCUUGAGGUUGAAUAAUCUAGAGCGCCCGGCUUCAGAAUAAUCCACGACCACGGAUUCUCAAAGGACGAGAGUAUCGAGAAGAAAAACGUGGUUUUUGCGAACACUGUGCAGGCGAUGGGAGCGCUCAUCGACGGCUUCCAGGCCCUGAAGCUCAUCUACAACAACAAGCAGUGCCAGGUCAGUGACGUCUUCAUCUCCAGCCCAGAGAAGGUCUCCAGGACUUCGCCGCGUUCAUCCGGAAGACUUUAGAACUGAAAGAGGAGUUCCGACCGCUCACGGAAGAAGUUUACAAGUGGGAACUUCCGUUCGGAAUGUCUACUUCUUGCUUUCCUCUUUGCAGGGCAUUGCGAGCACUCUGGUCGGAUAAAGGCAUCCAAAUCGCCUACGAGCGAAGAGAUGAGUUUUAUCUGCACGACUCAGCAAAAUAGUGAGUGAUUGAAGUUGCAGACUUCCCGCGAGACAAACCUGCCACAAAAGGAGUUCUGUCGUUUUUUUUUCUAUAGAUGCGACACAAUGAUAAUGACAGAAAAUUGUUCAUUUAUCAAUCACCACUUAUCUGAAAAUUAAUUACAAAACUUUUCCCAUCAAACUCAAACUGAAGCUGCCAUACUAUGAGCUCGAUGACUUCCUGAAACAGGGGAGUGGUAUAAGUUUCAAACUUUCUGCAAAAUUUUUUUGAGAAUGGAUCUUUUCGAGAUUUUUUAUCCAUUGCUGAAAAUUCGGGACGUCCUAACAUGUAAGAAGCCAGGAUUUGAGAAUGCUCAAAAUUUUUAUCCAACUCAUGAAAUAGUCUUUUCGCCAAUUUCAAGGAUAAUCUGAUGGCGUAGAUUCUGGCCAUUCUAACUUCAAAAAGGUGAAACCGAGACUUUUGCAGUUUUUUGGAUUCUCUGGAGCGGAUAUACGACUCGGGAUACGUGCCGACUGAGCAGGACAUCCUCCACACGCGGAUACCGACGAUGGGAGUCAUCGAGGUCUCCUUCAACAUGAAGAACAAGCACUGGAGAGUUUUCGACGUGGGCGGUCAGCGAUCUCAGCGCAAGAAGUGGAUCCACUGCUUCGACGACGCCAAGGCCCUCAUCUACGUCGCCUCGCUCUCCGAGUACGACCAAGUGCUUCUGGAGGACAACGCAACAGUCAGUCCCUCUUCCGGUUAGAGCUCUGGGCCACGUGAGACGGUUUCCAGAAUCGGAUGCAGGAGUCUCUACAGCUCUUCAAGCAGGUCAUCAACAACAGAUAUUUCGUCAACACCUCCGUCAUUCUGUUUCUCAACAAGAAAGAUUUGUUCGCUCAGAAAAUCGGACAUGGGAAACCAUUGAAAAUCGCGUUUGAGAAUUACAAUGGUCUGUUUGCAGCACAGAUCCUUUGAGUCGAGAGAUUUGCAGGCCCAGAAGAGUACGACGCGGCGGUGAACUACAUCGAACGGCGGUACCUGGCGGCCAACGAGAACGCCGACAAAAACGUCUACGUUCAUCACACGUGCGCCACCGACACGGAGCAGGUGCAGUUCGUGCUGGACUCUGUCCUCGACACCAUCCUCUCCACCAAGCUCAAGGGCUGCGGCCUCUACUGA
Messenger RNA from Caenorhabditis auriculariae, 2309 nucleotides. NCBI's taxonomy places the organism in Eukaryota, Metazoa, Nematoda, Chromadorea, Rhabditida, Rhabditidae. The record is from the annotation of a GenBank genome assembly.